AUGGCAGCUUCGGCUUCCUUCUCCCCUCACCUGAGGUCGCGGCCGCCUCGCGAGGCUUCCGCCCAUCCCCUCGCGCCGGCACAGCUGGGCUCCGAAUGGACAUCGAACGAAGCUACCUGUGACCCGGCUGCGGACUCCGGAGACUCAGCCCGGCGGCGACGGCGAGAAGGUGAGCACCACAGAGCUCUGCAACGCCUAGAAGGGAGCCUGACCACAGAGAAGAGGCAGACUAGAUCGUCGCCCCAGCAACAGCGGUGCCGGAAACGGAACUGGGAGCCCGAGCCCGGCCGCUAAAGUCGUCCGGGUGCCGCGCAUGCUGGUCGGCCUCGUACCCCGCAAGGUCACCCACGUGCGGGAUGCUGCGUUCGGCGGUGGCGGCCUUGGCCCCGUCGGGCCUGCCGGGGCGCCCGUUGCUGCUGACGGCUCUGAGCCUGUCGCCUGGGAAGCGGCUCUCUUCACGAGGCCCGGCGGGUCAGAGCGAGCAGCGCCGCGGCCCGGCAAAGCCCCGCUUCCCUCCUCUGCGGAUCCCCGAGGAGGCCGAAACGACCCGCUUGGUCGCGGAGAAGGCGCGGGCUCCGCCGCCCCUGCGAAGGUUCAUCGCCUGCCCCGACCUCGCGCGUGCCGUGGCCUCCAGUCUGCAAAGCGGGAGGCGCUCCGAGGGGCCGGAGACGGUGGUGCUGGAAUGCGAGCCAGGUGAGGGUUAAAGGCGCUUGGUCCCCUUUCCCUGUUACUUCGACUUCUGCAUCACUCGCUGCACCAGCGGUGCCCCAGGAUCUUAUUGCUAAGAGUUGGAAGGGACCUCAAGGGCCACCUAGGCUAGUCUUGUAAUGCAGGAAUCCUGCCCGACACCAUCCCUGGUUGGGCUCGAACCACCAACCUUCUGGUUAACAGCCAGAUGCACGGACCGAUUGCGCCACCUGCAAAUAAUUCUUUUAGAAUAAAGAAACAGGGUGUUUUCAAAGUAGGAACCUAGGAGAAAAGUAUUAUACCGAGUCAACAACACUAGUUGGCAGUGGUUGCCUGCAGUUUCAGACCAGGGUCUCUCCCAGUUCUACUUGGAGAUGCCUGGAAAUGAACAUGGCAUCUUCUGCAUGCAAAGCGUACAUUCUGCCUGUGUGUGACGGGCCAUGCCCAAUAUAUAGGCAGUGUUCCAGAGAGUUUGCCAACAGUAUCUCAAUUACUUUCGGAGCCUAGUGUUUAACCAAAUGUUUAUGUGUCUUGUGAUUCCGUACCUUGAUUGUUAGGCUAUUGGAUUAGACAGUACUAAGGAAGCUCCCAUUAGCAUCUAAGGCCCAAUUGUUCCUUCCCCUUUUUCUCUUGUGAAACUCACCCCUGUUUGCUCUCCUGGCAAAUGGAACAGUAAAACUAAUGAACAAAAUCUUCCACAGAUCCUACAUACAGUGUUAAGCUUACAAGGUGAACUUCAAAACUCUGUUUAAUGCAGUGUAAGGCAUUUCUUGAAAUCUCAGAUGCCAAUUAAUUAGGCUUCUCUAAUUGAAUUAACUAAGAUCUGUGAAAGAGAGCUUUCAAAAUCAUGAUUGAAUGAAUGCAUAUUGCAACAUAUGGGACUUCUUAGUUUUGAAAAAAAGGCAAGUAUGGUGAGACAUAGUAAAAGCAAAUAAAAUUAUGCAUGAUAUGGAGAAAGUGAGUACAGAGACAUUUCCCCCACUCAUAAUACUAGAAGCUGGGAUCAUCUAACGUAGCUGAAUGUUGUAAGAUUCCAAGCAGACAUCUACUUCUUAACACUGUGCAUAGUUUAAAUAUGGAAUCUGCUAGCCCAAGAUGUAGUAAUGGCCACUACCUUUGACAACCUUAUAAGGGGGUUAGAAAGUUUCAUGCAAAAUGAAUCUUAUCGGUAGCUACUAGUGAUGGCUGUUCACUGCCUUCAGAAUCUGAGGCAGUAUGCCACUGAAUGCCAGCAUCUGGAGAGUACAAGGGAGAGUACUGUUGCGCUCAUGUCCUCCUUUGUGGCUUCUGGUUGGACACUGUGAGAACAGGAUACUAGUCUAAGUGGGCCUUCGUCUGAUAUCACCUGAGGUAUUUCAUUUUUAAUAUAAAUGUCCCACAGUUUCUUUUAUAAAAUUUGUUGUUGGUGACUGCUGGCUGUCGAGAGAAAUAUGCUGGCAGAAACCCCAAAGUAUAUCAAGUUGGCCAUUGUGUUCCUCCAGUUGUCUUCAGCUGAAGGUUAUACUAUUGAAAAGUUGUCCUUUCAAUAGUUUUUUUUUAAAUUCACAUUUCCUUCAAUUUUUAUUUCUUCUUUAUGCUUGUAUAUAAUAUGUUGCCAACCUAGCAGUUCGAAAGCACGUCAAAGUGCAAGUAGAUAAAUAGGUACCGCUCUGGCGGGAAGGUAAACGGUGUUUCCGUGCGCUGCUCUGGUUCGCCAGAGCGGCUUAGUCAUGCUGGCCACAUGACCCGGAAGCUGUACGCUGGCUCCCUCGGCCAAUAAAGCGAGAUGAGCGCCGCAACCCCAGAGUCGGUCACGACUGGACCUAAAGGUCAGGGGUCCCUUUACUAUAAUAGGUUGCAAGGGAUAGAAUCCAGUGUAGUCCCUUGAGAAGUUUUGCAUGUUUACAUUCAUAUUUAUAUUUUUCUCUUCCUAACUUACAGGGCGUAUGGGUUCUUCUUGGUCAUUCUUUUAAACUAAAACUGUGUUUAAUGCUGUGUUUAACCCUGGAAUUUUUUUUUAGGUCCUGGAGUCUUAACCCGAACAUUACUCAAUGCUGGUGCCCAUGUGAUAGCUCUGGAGAGUAAUAAGUCAUUUGUUCCUGACUUAGAGGUAGGUUUGUACAUGGGGGACUGAAAUUUGUGGCUAAACAAAAAGAUAAGGAGAUGAUUGAUGGUUUAGCUUUAGAACCUGGACCUUUCACAAAAAUCUGUAAAAGGACAAAAAUGAGAGAUUUAAUUUAUCUCAAAGUAUAUUGUUUUCCUGACAGGUUAGUUGUUGAUUGUUCUUUUUCUUUUUUUUUCUUUUUUCUUUUCUUUUGGUUACAAAUAUGUCUCUAUUACUCAAUUUAUGGUAUUUUUUUAAAAAAACAAGAUUUUAUUUUAUUUUAUUUAAAAACAAGAUAAAGGCACAGGAUAAAUCCCAGCAUCUCCUGUUACAAGGUCUUGAGCAGCAGCUCUGGAAAAAUCACUGCAUGAGACGUUGGAGAGAGGCUGCUCUCUGAGUAGACAAUACAGUAUUUGGCUAGAUGGGUUAAUAGGUUGACUCAGUUAAAACAAAUUCAGAUGUUAAUUUCACCUUCUAAUGAUUUGUUUCUGUUUAGUCUCUGAAGGAAAAAGCAGAUGGCCAGCUAGAAGUGGUGCAUUGUGACUUUUUCAGAUUGGACCCUAUGGGUAUUGGAUCCUUGAAGCCACCUUUUAUGUAUUCUGAAAGACUUUUUGAGAACUUGGGCAUCUUAACAGUUCCUUGGACAGCAGGUACUUAAAAUUGGUGCAUAUCAACUGUAGAUAAUUAGCAGAUCAAUAUUUAAUUGUUUCUAUUUGGCUUUUUCCAUUUGGUGUGCUUGAGGCAGAUAUCUUCAGAUGAAACAACAGCAGUUAAAUACAUUGUAAAAUGGCACCUGUUAAACACGUUUUUCCAAAGCUUUUUAGAAAGAGGAAAGUUUUCAUGGCUUGCCUAAAGCCACUGCUUCCCAAGGGAGUGUUCCGUAACUGCUUUGGGAACUAUUAUGAUCCAAAGGUUGUGUAUAAAUAUAAAAAUGACUGUGGUGCCACCGUGGAGAGAGCCCUGUAUCUUGUGGGUAUCCAAUCUAAUAUUUGAAUGUCAAAGCCUCACUAGAGGAUUUAAGAGGUCUCAUAUAAAGGGUAGCAAUAUUCAAGGCAUUAAUGAAGUGGGAGUUAUUUUUGUAAUGAUUCUGCUAUUGUCUAUUUAUUUAUUUGGUGGUUAUUUUAUUUAGUAGCGGUGAACAUAUACAUUUUUUUCAUUCAUUUUGGUCAAUUUUCUGUACAGAUGUUCCUCUAAAAGUGAUUGGAAUUGUGCCACAAAGAAAGGAAAGGAACCUGAUUUGGAAGCUUCUCUAUGCCUUAUAUGAACGCAGUUCUAUAUAUAAAUACGGAAGAACAGAACUGAACCUCUUUGUCAGUGAAAAAGAAUACAAGGUAUUUAUGUUUAAGAUAGCUUGAUAAUACGCCAGCUGCUAUGUGGUUGUGUUAAAAUAAUCAAAUAUACUUUGUAAAAGUUAUUUUAAUGCAGCGUAUAGAUGUAUUAAUUAUUUUAAUUUUUAAGCAAAGAACUUUUCUGUACUUGUCAGUUCCAUGAACAAAAAAAAAAAGUUUUAAUAACUCUCGUAUUGGCAGCAAGUAGGGUAGUAAUUAUGUGUUGCACAGUCAAUGAAUAGAUAAGUGCAGAUUUUUAAAAUUUAUAAUGAAACAUAACCUUGGUUUUGAUGCAAGUAGGAAAAAUAUAGGUUGCAGUCCUAAAAGAUUUGGCUUCCUCUUUCAGUAGGCCAAAUAUCUGUGGACAAUUUCUCAACAGAGGUUCUGUGCCUGUUAGGAAAAUUUUAUCCCAGUUGGGGGGAAAUGUACUUGACAAAUAUUCAGAGGAACAAAGCCCUUGUAUUAAGUUAAGGUUCUCUGGACUAAUUUCACAGAAUAUAAUUAAGCUCUGGCAAGUAUUAGGAGAUGACAGUAAUGAUCAACAAGCACUCAGUGUAGUGGUGUGGGGUAAGGAACUGGAAAACCCAACUGUUGAUUACAAACAAGAAUUACUGAAAAACUUAAUCUAAUCAAGUCCUGCCUCUUCAAUAGGGUUAAUCCAGAAUGAUCCGUUUUAUAUGUAAAUGAUUUCAUCUGCAUAUAGUACUUUUUGGACUUAUGGUCACAUAUACCACCUUCCUGUUACUAAGAACUUUUUUAUUUUACUAUUUGCUUUUCACUACUGCCUAUCAGUUGCAAUAAGGCAUGGGAAGUGUUGUUUGCCAUAAAACUCUGGAAUAAUUUUUACUAAUCCAUGGCAUCUCUCAUCCGAAGGAAUGGUUUACUCAUCUGCUCAGCUAAUAUUACAUUAAGGUGGAGCUCUGCAAGAAAAUGUUGGUAUAGUCCUGGUGUGCAUGUAAAACUGGUGACUGGGGUUUGUGUGUGAAUUUUUUAAAAAUAAAAAAUGAGUGUUUGUGCUCUAACUUGGGUCUUACUUCAUGUGCAAAACUUACUGAGAUAGGUUGUGGUUUUGUUUUGUUUUGUUUUUUUUGAACAUUUGAAAGUUCAAAAUCAGUAAAACAUGGGGCUUCUGAAUGCAGUGGCGUGAUUUGGCUUGGGGAGAGGUCUGAGGGGGCAGUUUAAAUAAAUUGAACUUUGCUCCACCCCAAGAGGAAUCCAAAAGAGCCCCAGCCCUACCUCUGACUUGCAGUAUUAAUGGUGGACUACAUUACGGGGCUCCCCAUAGCUUUUCAUCCUGCAAGAAGGGUAUAGCAGUGAACUGUACCCCAGGGUUCUCUCCCAGCCCAGCUUGAGGCACAGAGGUACAGUGGUACCUCGGGUUACAUACGCUUCAGGUUACAUAUGCUUCAGGUUACUGACUCUGCUAACCCAGAAAUAGUACCUUGGGUUAAGAACUUUGCUUCAGGAUGAGAACAGAAAUCGUGCUCUGGCGGCGCAGCGGGAGGCCCCGUUAGCUAAAGUGGUACCUCAGGUUAAGAACAGUUUCAGGUUAAGAACUGACCUCCAGAACGAAUUAAAUACUUAAUCCGAGGUACCACUGUACAUUUUUUGUACUCUGUUUUAGCCAAACCUGCUACUUUUAUACAGUACUGCAGAGUUGUUAUAGACUACCCAGAACUGUAUUCGUUGUUGUCAUAUAAACCCCAGGAUUGUCUUAAACCAGUCUUCUCCUUAAUCCCUUCUAACGUGAAUGAACUGGUUUUGUUUUCAAUCAUCAACGUUUCAAAUAUGAACUGAAUUAGAAAGAGCAGGAACUCUAUUCUUUACCAUUACCUUGUGGGUAUCUUAUGUAAUGGAAUUGGGGUUGACAACUUGGUACACGAUCUGAGGUACAUUGAUACUGGAUUCUGCAUUGAUUUCUGUUCUUGAUGACAUUUUAAAAUACCUUCUAAGAACCAGAAAAUGAGUUAGUGGAUAUUGCUUUUUUUGUUGUAUAAGGACGGACAGUCCCCCUUGAAGGUCGGAAAUAGAAUAUUAGAUGAUAUAAUAAUUGUACUUUAUAUAUACAUUUUGGGUCUUCAGAACUAUAGCAACUGCUUUGGAAGAACGGGAACAGUAGUACAGAUACUGAGUUAGCACAGUUUCGUAUUUUGACUCAUGACUGAAAAUAGUACUGUAGUUCUGUUGUGGCAUAACAGUCCUUCUAAUACAGCCUUGGACAAGCGAGACUUGUACCUUGAUUCAACUUUCAGAUGCUACUUGGAACUUCUUGCUUUAAUCAAGUCUUUCUUCCAUUGUUCAUGAUAAAGUCAGAAAUUUUACAUAAAUAUAAAUGCUGUUUUUUUUCCUUGCCAGACUCUUGUUGCGAAGCCUGGGGAAACAAGAAUCUAUCAACCACUAAGUGUACUAUGGCAAACAGCCUGCGACAUUCAGCUUCUGCGUAUGGUGAGUGUUUAAUACAUGCGAUGAAUAGUAAUGCAAUAAUACUGCUCUUAGGGCUCUUAAUGGUAAGGUGAUAUUUCAGGAUUCACUUGGCUGGAAACUACUCCCACCCACCUGCUUGUAAGCAGGAAGCGCUUCCACCUGCCCACAGGUGAGGAUAUGCCUUCAAGGGAUGCCACUCAGAAGGGUCCCUUGAUCUUGUGGAUCAGCUUUUUGUUUUGCAGGCAUGCAACAGGACGCAAAUAUUUAAAUACCUUGUGUGUAAAAGGAAGAUUACCCAUGGCACUUUAGAUCCCAUUCUCCCAGAUCUUUGUCAUAAUUUCUCAAGCAGUUAUUUUGUCAUUUCCUUAGCACUUAUUGCUGUACAAAUGCUUACAUUCUUAAUCAGAAGCCAAAGAGCUGCAUGUGGUGCUCAUGUAUGAUCUGAACACCACAUGCUUCACUGAUGGGGAGCCUUGGGCUGCCCUGAAUAGGUACUGCUGAAAGUUGAGGGAACCUGGCCUGUGGACCACCAGUGCCCUGUGGCAAGUCCUUAUUGAAUAUUCAUACUAAGUUGCAUUACUGUUCCCUUCCUUCUAGGAGCCUUGGCCUUCAUUUCUGACGAAUUCAAAAAAUGGUGGACUUUCUAUACCAAAGAGUGUGGUAAGCUAAAUAUAAUUGAAUGCUUAAGGAAAUGCUGUGUGAAUGCAGACAUUCUCAAAUUCAUUGAACUAUUGUCCAGAUUGCUGUUUUAGUGAGAGAGACACAUGCUCAUUCAGCUGUGCACUUAGUAAUCGGCUGUCUGUCUCCAAAAUGCUUUUCGCGUAAGCCAAAUCUAUAUUGGUAGGGCUAGCGUCAGCAGCACUCAUUGAAAAUCCAGGUUGCAAAACAUCUUUGUUGCUAUACUUUUGCAAUAAUUGCCACGUCAUUGUCAUUGAAUGGGGCUGGGGGUUGUUAAUAUGGUAUCCAAACAAAAUUGGUGCACAUUAUGCAAAAUCCUGACUAGUGAACAAACUAGCAUUUAUUGGACCUCAGUGAAGGUUUGAUUUUGCUUGGUAGCAGCCCAGUGGAACAGUGAGUAAAGCUUACACACACACACACACACACACACACACACACGGAGAGAGAGAGAGAGAGAGAGAGAGAUAUGACAAACUUCCUACUAGAGAUGAAUGGUUACUCAAACUUACAGAAUAUGCGGAAUUAGCCUCUCUUUCUGAAAGAAUCGGAGACAAACCCAGACAGGAGUUCAUUCUAGAAUGGGAUAAUUUCAAGAACUACUUGAAAAAUAGUUGUAAUAUAAGCAUGGUAGUUGCCUUUGAAUGAUUUCUGUAAAUAAUAUAUAUAAAGGAAAAUGACAUCAAAAUAGAAAAGCGAAUUUUUAAAAAUAAUAAUGACAAAUUAAAGUAAUAUGUUUAUUACAAAGGGAAACGUGGAGAAAAUGGGAGGUCUUACGUUUGUGUAGAAAACACAUAGUUGAAAUUAUAUGUAAUUUUCUUUGUGAACAUAGAUAUCCUUAUUGGACUGACUGAAAUGAAGAUAACUACAUGUUGUAUAUAUACGGAAAAUGAGUAAUAAAGCAUUUAAAAAUCCAAAGAGAGAGAAAGAGCAAAUAAUACCGAUUGUAACUGUAAUAGUAGCUGGACGGCCAGCAACAAGAUCAGAGGGUCAGCAACAAGAUCAGAGGGUUGGGCAUUUCCAUCGGAUAAACAUUUCCAUCAAUUUCACUGUUUAUAUGGGCAGAUCCCCAUAAAACAUGGACUAAGAAUUACCAUAAUUCAUCGGGAGGGAAUGAGCAACUGAGACCCCUGUUGUAUGAGGCAUUCCCCACACACUAACCUAUGAUACACUUGCAGUGUUGGUUUGCCCUUUCUGGAAGACAUAUCAGGUGAAAGACACAUGAAUUAAAUUCUUAUAUUAAUAUGUUUUUAAUUUUUUGUGUUAUAUGCAGCUGCUGCAGAAUGACCACCUAUGCUUAAUACGGUUGACGCCGCGGAAGAAUUUGUUUACAGACAGCUUGACAACUAGUAAUUCAAGAAUAUUUGUUGUGAUGGUGAAGCAAUGCCUUGCUAAAAGCAAGACUAAACUAAUAGAUAAAUUAAAGUAAGUAAAAGUCUAUUUCUUUAGCUGACAUCCAGCGUGGAAAAGAAUUUAGUCGGAUAUGGCACUUGGCGUAAACCUGAACGAUAUUAUAUAGAAUUUGCUUAAGUUUCAAAAGGCUGCACAUCUUUAGAUGUGUGACUAACGUUUGGGAAGACUAGUUGGCUUUGUGGCUGGAUACCUGAGCACAGUGGCUGGCAGCCAAGUGGUUACUGAGCCAGUUUGACUUUUGAAUUUUUUAAAACAGCAGAGGCCCUCCAUCCCAUUGCCAUAUCAAAUACUAUGUUUAAAAGCUGCAUUUAUUUAAACAUGGUUGGUUAUUUGGCAUGGAAAACACAAGGCCAAAGCCCUUUGGGAAUGUAGAACUAGUUGCUUGGUUCUUUGGAUCCUGAACAAAGAUCUAUUUUAGGCAUGCUUAAGGUAGGAAUGUUUUCUCUGAACAGGAGGUACAGUGCCAUACCAAAAGCUGCUUCUGGAAUUUCUUUCAUUGCAGCAAUAAGAAAAGGGAGGUUGGUGCUUGAUAAACUUAAGUUCCAACCACCGCCAGAGGUUUCAAUAUUGGCCAUUUUAUGUUUUAGACAGUCUUCAUUUGUAUACAUGUAUCCUCAAAAGCAUCCUGGAAACAUGCUGUGAUGCAUUAACUUAAACACUGAAAUCAGCGUUUGUGUUUUGGGGUUUCAUGAUGGUGACAAGAGACCCUGUGUUGCACAAUUAGUUUAGCCAUUGGAGUUAUAUUCACAAUCUAACCGUUAAUGGAAAAUAAUGAUGUUUUAAGGAAUGAAAUCUGAUGAGAUCCAUGUUAAAGUUUGGCUUUGUUUUAAUAAGGUACUGAGCGGCAUUAUCUUCAACUAUCCCAUUGUGACCGAUUCCCUCUCCCCUCCUUUCUUCUGUUUCAGUUUAUGGAGUUCCCAAGGUGGGAAGGAAUUGUUGAGACAGUUGGAGAUACCAGAAAACAUUACAACGGGUAGUCUAUAUCCAGAGCAGUACAAAAGCCUUUUUGAGAUCAUGGAACAAGCUAAUGAAUUUGACCAAAGCUGGCUCUAUGAUGAAGAUUCUUUGGAGGAUAGCAGGGGCAUCAAUUUUUAAUCUGAAACUGGUUUAUUUUGAAAAGGAGCUUGUUAUGGUGCAAAUGAUAGUGGCUUGAACCCUCUUUAUCAGUGAGGAUAAUUUAGUUGAUAAAUUAUCAGGUGAUAAAUUAUGAAGGUGAUACCACAUGAAAAUUCAACAUCUUACACAUGCCCAAUUGGUCCUCCAUGGGAAAUUUCAUGUCACUGCAUUUUCUAAGGUGCAAGGCAAAAUCCUUUGUUGUUCAAAACAUAGUGAACUGUUUUCAGUCCUGUUUUUAUUCCUUUGUAUUACAGCAGAGCUACUUUUGGAAUAUAAGGCAAACAUGGCAUACAUUGCAGUUUGCCUCAAAAAUAAAUAUAAAGCUUGAAAUGCAUAGACUUGCACAUUUAAAAAACAACAACAGGUACUGUAAACCAAAAAUUUGCCAAAAGAAGCAAGAAAAUGUUCAUUUCUGGUUUAAAGACUUGUGCUCAAAUACUCGAGUUACUCUAGAACUGGCCCCCACAUGGAAAAAUGUUUGCAAAAAUUGCUCUGCCUUUAUAUAUAUUGUAUAAACUUAUGUAAAUAGUAUAUAGUGAAUGCACUUCAGUUAUCCUGUUUUCUGACCAGGAUGUUAACUACUAUGUAAACUAAAAGAGGUUUGUCUCAUCACAAACCUUUUUCUAAUUUAUAAAAAUGUAAAUAUUUUCAUUAAAAAUGCAAUAAAACACUAUUUCUAGUC
Messenger RNA from Podarcis lilfordi (Lilford's wall lizard), 10408 nucleotides. Lineage: Eukaryota; Metazoa; Chordata; Lepidosauria; Squamata; Lacertidae. The record is from the annotation of a GenBank genome assembly.